Messenger RNA from Iphiclides podalirius (scarce swallowtail), 438 nucleotides. The record is from the annotation of a GenBank genome assembly. Lineage: Eukaryota; Metazoa; Arthropoda; Insecta; Lepidoptera; Papilionidae.
AUGAGCGACGAGGAGAAGAUGAUGGAACGCAUUGGCACCUUGGUUGAGAGUAAGCUGGCUGCUUUUGAGGCCAGAUUAUUCCCGGGUGCCACGCAUCAGCAGCCAUUGGGAACGACGAAUAUGGUCACUACUAAGUCGGUGCAGCGGCUGCCCAAAUCAGCGAAACCUAAGCGGAAGAAGAAAAGGGCCUUUCAGCCGUCGGUAAUAGAUUUGCCCCCAGUAACUGAGCCGGUGCACCAAUUAACAGCACCUGUAGAGCAGAACUCAUGGGCAACUGUGGCUAAAAAGCCUAAGGCCCAGAAGCAGCCCGAGUCGAAGGAUAUUCGAUAUUUGACCAAGCAGAGUGGAAAGAGUAAGAACAAGGUCCCCCGUGCCCCUUCGUUUGCUGCUGUAACGACGCCAGUACUCCAGAGCCCGGAGACGAAGAAGGGCACCGGU